AUGAAAGGUACUCCUGAAUUCCCUCAAUGUGGUUUCUCAAGAGCUACUAUUCAAAUGUUGGGCCAACAGGGUGUGGAUCCAGAAAAGUUUGCUGCUUACAAUGUCUUAGAGGAUCCAGAAUUAAGAGAUGGAAUUAAAGAAUAUAGUGAAUGGCCAACUAUUCCACAAUUAUAUGUUAACAAGGAAUUUGUUGGUGGAUGUGAUAUUGUCAUGUCCAUGGCACAAUCGGGUGAGUUAAGUGACUUAUUGGAAGCUAAUGAUUGUUUAAUUCCUGAAGAAGAAGGUGAAACAACAUCUGCUGACAUUCAACCAAACAAAAGAAGCUAA
Molecule: messenger RNA, 327 nt
Organism: Debaryomyces fabryi
Lineage: Eukaryota; Fungi; Ascomycota; Pichiomycetes; Serinales; Debaryomycetaceae
Product: monothiol glutaredoxin
Exons: 1
Coding region: 1-327 (108 amino acids)
Molecular function (GO): disulfide oxidoreductase activity
Source: RefSeq, a predicted model, not a curated record